Molecule: messenger RNA, 984 nt
Organism: Saccharomyces kudriavzevii IFO 1802
Lineage: Eukaryota; Fungi; Ascomycota; Saccharomycetes; Saccharomycetales; Saccharomycetaceae
Gene: FSF1
Product: Fsf1p
Exons: 1
Coding region: 1-984 (327 amino acids)
Biological process (GO): mitochondrial transmembrane transport; monoatomic ion transport
Cellular component (GO): mitochondrial inner membrane
Molecular function (GO): monoatomic ion transmembrane transporter activity
Source: RefSeq, a predicted model, not a curated record
AUGGCAUCAUCAGUUCCUGGACCCAUUGACUUACCCGAAUCACGCUAUGAUUUGUCCACAUACUGGGGCAGAAUCCGCCAUUGCGCCGAGAUUUCGGAUCCCACCAUGCUGCUAACCACUGAGAAGGACCUGGCCCACGCCAAGGAGAUCAUUAGUGCGUAUCGUCAUGGCGAGUUAAAGGAAACCACCCCGGAGUUUUGGCGUGCCAAGAAGCAACUGGACUCUACCGUGCAUCCGGAUACGGGUAAGACGGUUCUUCUGCCCUUCCGUAUGUCUUCGAACGUGCUGUCUAACCUAGUUGUCACCGUUGGGAUGCUGACGCCAGGUCUGGGGACCGCAGGGACCGUGUUCUGGCAAUGGGCGAACCAAUCGUUAAACGUUGCCGUUAAUUCCGCCAACGCGAACAAGUCUCAUGUCAUGUCAACAUCCCAAUUACUUACCAACUACGCUGCCGCUGUGACAGCGUCCUGUGGUGUUGCACUGGGGUUGAACAACCUGGUACCCAGGUUGAAGAACAUUUCUCCGCAUUCAAAAUUGAUCUUAGGCCGCCUGGUGCCCUUUGCCGCCGUUGUCACUGCCGGUAUUGUCAAUGUUUUCUUGAUGAGAGGCAACGAAAUCAUGAAGGGUAUCUCUGUGUUCGACGCAAACGGCGAAGAAGUCGGGAAAUCGAAGAAGGCUGCCUUCAUGGCGGUGGGCGAAACCGCUUUAAGUAGGGUUAUCAACGCUACUCCAACCAUGGUCAUCCCGCCUUUGAUUUUGGUUAGACUACAACGCAGCGUCCUAAAGGGUAAGUCUCUUGGUGUGCAAACCCUGGCUAACCUCGGGUUGAUUUCAGUCACAAUGUUUUCUGCUUUGCCAUUUGCGUUAGGUAUCUUCCCUCAGAGACAAGCGAUCCACUUAAAUAAAUUAGAACCUGAACUGCAAGGCAAGAAGGAUAAAGACGGGAAGCCAAUUGAAAAAGUCUACUUUAACAGAGGUAUCUAG